AUGGAAACACAGAGGCCGGUUACUGAAAGUGAAGAUGUAGAGCUUCGGUCCAAGCCGGGAGAAACACUCGCGACAGACAAAGCGGAGCCAAUUGAAGUCAAGGAUAACGGCAAAGAGCCAGUUCUCGACAAUGCCACAGAAAAGGCGUUAGUUAUCGACUUGGCAAAAGCAACAAAUUUGCCAACUGAGCUCGAAAUUCAAGAUGUCGCAGAUAAAGUUAAAGGCGAUGCCUUGGAGAAGCAAGACGACAACAAUUUGCCGAGCAAAGAAUCUGCAAUGGCUCAACUUGGACAAGAAAUCAAAGAAGACUUGGCACAAGCUGACGCCUCCGAAAACCAAACUUCGAAAAUCGACAAGGCCACAGAAAAUUCGUUGGUUAUCGAGGUCAAAAAAGCAACAAAUUUGUCAACUGAGCUCGAAACUCAAGCAGAUGUCGCAGAUAAAGUUAAAGGCGAUGCCUUGGAGAAGCAAGACGACAACAAUUUGCUGAGCAAAGAAUCUGCAAUGGCUCAACUUGGACAAGAAGUCAAAGAAGACUUGGCACAAGCUGACGCCUCCGAAAACCAAUCUUCGGGAAUCGAUAGUGUUGGGAAGUCUUUGAAAACUAGCGAAAACUUGGAAGUAUCUGAAAAAGAAGAAAGCGGCGUUGCCAUAGAAACAACCAUCGAAGGUAAUGUAACAGAAAUCAAAGCAAUUAGCGUGACCGUGGAAGCUAAUGUUGCCGUAAUCAAAGAAGAUGACGCAACAAAUGAAAUCGAGGACCACGUCACAAAUCAAAUCCAGUCUGACGUAUGCAAAGUCGAAAGCGAGCAUUGCCCAGCCGAGCAAUGUGUUACCACGGAAACGGCAGCGCCGCCUGCGAAAUCAUGUGAGGCUGAUGCCUCUGUGAAGGACAUCCAUAUCAGCUUGACUGACUCACGCGAGGGCGACGAAACAAAAGGCGAAUUGAGAAUAUCCGGCAAUCUAAGUGAGGAACCUCACGACAAAACCACCGAUGGACAAGUGUCCAGCGAAGUGCAGAAGAGUGGUACUCCCGAACUAAGCGAGGAGGAAGACGAGGAGGAAGACGAGGAGCCUGAAGUAUUAUGGACCAUGGCUUCACUGGUGGCUCAACUUAGUGAAAUUGUGCGAAGAUAG
This is a messenger RNA of Dendronephthya gigantea, 1137 nucleotides long. RefSeq lists its product as uncharacterized. The coding region runs from base 1 to 1137 and encodes 378 amino acids. The transcript has a single exon. NCBI's taxonomy places the organism in Eukaryota, Metazoa, Cnidaria, Anthozoa, Malacalcyonacea, Nephtheidae. The record is from RefSeq and is a predicted model, not a curated record.